CUCGGCGGGCGCGCGGACAGGGAGGGACGAUGGUCUGAAAGGCCGCGCUCCCGUCCCCAAACUGCAGAAGAGAAAGGGCGACGCGCCCCGCGGUAGCCAAUGAGUCAGGCUGGAGCCCCUCCGCGUCGGGAGUGUGGAUGUCGCCUGCAAACCGGCCUUUUACCUUCCUCCGAAACCCGCCACACGGAUCCUCCCCGCCCAGUCUUACAGACCAGGAGCCACCUUUCCCUAGACAGACCUUGACACAAAAAGGACAUCUAACUGGCGGCGCCUUUCCCUUUAUUUUUCGAGGGGUCUCAGGCAUCUGUAUCUGCUACUCUCCGCUACUGAAGAUCCUCAGAACAGAAGAAAUUGAGUUUUUGACUACAGACACCCGAACAUGAUGCAUUUCAAAAGUGGCCUGGAGUUAACGGAGCUGCAGAACAUGACGGUGCCCGAGGACGACAACGUUAGCAACGACUCUAACGACUUCACAGAAGUAGAAAAUGGGCAGAUAAAUAGCAAGUUCAUCUCUGAUCGGGAGAGUAGGAGGAGUCUCACAAACAGCCAUCUGGAGAAAAGGAAAUGCGACGAAUAUAUUCCAGGAACCACUUCUCUGGGAAUGUCCGUCUUUAACCUGAGCAACGCCAUCAUGGGCAGUGGAAUCUUGGGCCUCGCCUUUGCCUUGGCCAACACUGGGAUCCUACUCUUUCUGAUACUUCUGACUUCGGUGACAUUGCUGUCUAUAUAUUCAAUAAACCUUCUUCUGAUCUGUUCCAAGGAAACUGGCUGCAUGGUUUAUGAGAAGCUGGGGGAGCAGGUCUUCGGCACCACGGGGAAGCUGGUGAUCUUCGGAGCCACCUCUCUGCAGAACACCGGCGCGAUGCUGAGCUACCUCUUCAUAGUAAAAAAUGAACUUCCUUCAGCCAUAAAAUCCCUCAUGGGAGAGGAGGAUGCGUUCUCAGCCUGGUAUGUAGAUGGCCGAGUGUUGGUGGUGAUGGUUACCUUUGGCAUAAUUCUCCCUCUGUGUCUCUUGAAGAACCUGGGGUAUCUUGGCUACACUAGUGGAUUUUCCUUGAGCUGCAUGGUUUUUUUCCUAAUAGUGGUCAUCUACAAGAAAUUUCAGACUCCUUGCAUGAAUGUGGAACAGAACUCAACAGUGAGUGCUAAUGUGACUGAUGCAUGCACACCAAAGUAUGUCACCUUCAACUCAAAGACGGUGUAUGCUUUACCAACCAUUGCGUUCGCGUUUGUCUGCCACCCGUCCGUGCUGCCGAUCUACAGCGAACUCAAAGACCGGUCACAGAAAAAAAUGCAGAUGGUUUCCAACAUCUCCUUCUUUGCCAUGUUUGUCAUGUACUUCCUGACGGCCAUCUUUGGGUACUUGACUUUUUACGAAAAAGUUCAAUCAGACCUCCUUCACAAGUACCAAAGCACAGGUGACAUUCUCAUCCUGACAGUGCGUCUGGCUGUCAUCGUGGCUGUCAUCCUCACGGUACCUGUGUUGUUUUUCACAGUUCGAUCAUCAUUAUUUGAGCUGGCCAAGAAGACGAAGUUCCACCUGUGCCGCCAUGUCUUGGUGACCAUCAUCCUCUUGGUGAUUAUCAACUUGUUGGUGAUCUUCAUCCCCUCCAUGAAGGAUAUUUUUGGAGUCGUAGGAGUUACGUCUGCUAACAUGCUCAUUUUCAUUCUUCCUUCGUCUCUUUAUUUAAAAAUCACAAACCAGGAUGGAGAUAAAGGCACUCAAAGAAUUUGGGCGGCCCUUUUCUUGGGCCUGGGAGUGUUGUUCUCUUUGAUCAGUAUCCCCCUGGUCAUCUACGACUGGGCUUGCUCAUCCGGCAAUGACGAAGGCCACUGAAACCAGCAGCAACAGCCCGGCAUCUGCUCACACCCAUCCAGUCCCCGUCAACAGCCUUCCGCCACUUCUUUUUGCAAGUUUACAGAAACAGAAACGCACAGGGUUCCUCUCGGGUUGCCACUCAGAGACUCACUUCUAGAAGGACCCUCGUCCUCUUGGGACCUCCGCUUAGGGACCGUGGAUUUCUGCUUCUCCAGAUAUUCGUGCAGCCAUCUUGUCCAGCCCUUCCCACAGUUCUCCUCCCCUCUUCCCACUGUUGUGGCUUCUCUCUCUCAGAACUUCAGAAACAUGAUCGACAGUUGUCUUCAGUUGUUAGAUACCCAGCUCCCAAGAUUGUUUUCCUACUGACGCUCCGCUCACACUGUCUGUAUCUUUUUAGAAGAGAAAAUAAUCUUGAAUUGUAUAUAUUUAUUUUGCUUUACAGAAAAAAAAAUAAGGUUUCAGAAAAAAAAAAAAGGUUUCAUAAAUAAUUUGCCUAUUUUGGUUAACAUAGCACACGGGGACAAUCCUUUGAGAGACAGGCUGCGGUGCCGUGGCUGCAUCUGAGCAUGCCCAAUAUUUGAGGCAGCUCUGAUCACCCAACGUGGACUGACCUAGGCCUGCCGCUGCUACUCCAUCCUGCUCCCACGUGGAGCGAGUCCCUGGGAGUGUCUGUAGCCGGGAAGGCUUAAGCACGGCGCCUCUGUAUGUAUAUUAAAAUACACAUUCGAGAGAGCUCAGGAGUGAAGCUUUGGUUACCCCUUGGCAUCUGACGCCACAGUUACUUUAGGCUAAAUCACCUGCUUGGGGUCCCUCGGUUCCCAUGACAACAAGUGAGACUGCCCAGAUGCUAAGGGACAUACUCCUUAACCUUCAGCCCACACCCAUAUUGUUAAAGGGGAAAUGAUAUGUUACUUUGUAAGCCUGGCAGCAUUGAGUCAUGUCCACCAGCUUUUUGCAACAGAGAAGAACGUGUACCUAUGGAUGGCCUGCGAUAGGUCAGCCUGUUUUAUACUGGGUACUUUACUUUAAUGGAGUCUUUGAAAGACUUGUUUUAUAUCUAUAAAUCUAGGUUACUACAAAUAGGAGAUUUUUUUACCUUAAAUAAGCCUCAUUUCUAGUCUCCAUUAACUCUUCAUCCAGUCCUGAAAGUCAACCUCCCAGGAGAGGCUUAGUGGAGGACCACUGAAGUCACUGUGUGUCCACUCUUGCUCCAGCUGGGGAUGACAGGAGGCCCCUCCCUGUCUGUUUUGCUUUUUUCCUUUUAUCUCAUGAUGCCUGUUCUGUGUGCCCCAGGCAAGAGGGCAGAGCUGCCUAUUCUCUCUCCCAGCCCCUCAGAUGCGGCAGCUAAGGAACCCAGAGUACCAUGCCCCUGCUGAUGGGGAUACCUGUGGCCGCCCAUAGCUUAGAUACAGUAAGUGAGGUGCACAUGCACAGUGACAGCUCUCUGUAAACGGCCUACAUUGCAGCCAGUUGUAUUCUGGUUGAAAUUCUCAGAUACAAACCUGCACUGAGCACAGAUUUCUUACGUGGGGGUGGGUAGAAGCUAACAGAGUGGCCCAGACACUUAGCUAUACACGCUGUUCCUCGUGUCUGAAAUCCCCAGAGGUCUUGAGGAAUCUCACAAGAGUCACAUAGAGAUGUCCCUUACCACACUGAAGUCCUGCAGACAGGGUGGGCAUCAGAGCACCUGUCACUAUGCUCCUGGGGAAGAAGGAAAAUCUGUUUUCUGCAUUGCAUCAUUACUUUCUCAUACCGCUCCAGAGUUCUGUUCACCUCAAGUCCAGGAAGCUGACCACAAGGCCUAAACAGGAAAAAGGGUAAAACUCACAGCCGUCUCUGCCCUUUACCCAAACGCUUUCCACGUCAUGGGAAAUGUUAGAAGAUUUGGCUUUGUGGCUCUGUUUGCAUUGUUUAAAAAAUACAUUAAUUCGGUUUGCAAGCUGCAUUCCCCUCUUGCUGGUUUACCCCUUAUUUUAACAUUCACAAAGUGAAUUCAGAAACGCACUAACUCUGGGAUGUGUUGUAAUUUUUUUUUUCGGACCUCUGGAUUUUGUGUUGGUAAAACUAAUGUAUUAUUUACAGUAUAUUUAUUUGCAGGUCGCACAUUGUUGAUCUCUGUGAUACCUGGGUUUUCUUUUUAACCUCUUUUGUAGGUGUACCUGAGUUUAUUUGAUUAUAAUGGCUCUUUCUGUCAUUUGUCAGGUACCGCCGAAUAAUUCCAUAGUUCCUGUGGUAUUCUCUGUAGAGUGGACUGUUCUUACUCUUGUUCAGAAUAAUGAAUGGUAGCCAAAACAUACCUGUAUCACAGAUGUAAGGUAGCAUUCAACAGCACAGUCAAAUGUAACAGGUACUUUUCUGCUAAAUUAGUAGUGGACCUUCGCCGAGGGAAACUUUUUUUUUUUUUCAGCACACAGCCUCUUCACACUGUUGACCAGGGCCAGUUUCAUACUUUGGGUUUAGAACUGUUCUCUGGUUCUUGUAACACAGAAUACUGUAGAUUCCUAGAUUAGUGUUGCUUGUUAGAAAUAGGGUUCACAGAGCGUGCGCAGAAGGAAAACUUACUCUUUUAGGCCUGGGCUAGGCCUGGUCACAGGGAGCACAUAUUCCAAAGCUUAGUAACCUGGAAUGGAUUUUUCUUCGUUGGGUUAUAUGUGGCAGUGAGGCCUCCAGAGCAACGGGGGGAAAAGUGAUGAGCUGAAAUAAAGUAACAGGACUGAAGAAGAGGCAAGCCCCCCCCCCCCAGACAGGAGGUGGGGUGUGUUGGAGUAAUCUAGGAAUACCCCACUGCCUGUUGUGGCAUCCGGGCUGUUCAUCUCUGCCACAGAUGGCCUGCUGGGCAGUGGGCUCAGGGCUCCACCACAGUGCCCUGAAGCAUGGUCUCUUCGAAGAUUAGAGGGGCUAAGUUCAAACCCCUGAGUGUAGGAUGGUAGUCAAAGAAGAGGGGUUGUUAGGGUUCCCCUUCUCCCAGGUACCAGCUUUGGGGGCCAGCACACGGCACUCUCAGCGUCUCCUGUGCUUCACUGCUUGGUGAUCAGAUGAAAAGUAUGAAAGUUCUCCAUCCUUCUUUUGUAUUUGUGGACCCUGCUGAGAAGCAUAUGAGAGCAUUGGGGCGGGUGGCAGCAGACUAAGGUCUGUGGUGGGACAUCGCACCGUAACAAUUAUGCCAAGAACUCAAGCCCCCAAACUCGUGUUAUUCAAAUUGUGCCCCCCCCAACCCCCAGGCCAGCAGCAUGAGCCUUACCAACAAAUUGUCAGCCCCACCAGACUCGGUGGAUAAAGCAACCUGUCCUCAAGCUUGGGAAACCCAACCUCUGAAGGUGAUUGGUUCCCUGGCUGAGGAAUGAGAGCCAGGAAGGGUAGGAAAAAAAAAAAACAAAACCCAGCCGAUGUCUGCAGAUGCAGGAUAGGGAGAGCACUGUAAGUAGCCCCUACUGUGUUCUGUCUGGCUGCAGAGGCAGCUCAAGGGUCUGAGUAAACUUGGGUGUCUGCACUUUAGGGAACCUCACCUGAGGCACUAGUCUGUUUUCUUACAGCUGUGAAAACUCCAGCUGAGGCUUUCAGAAAAUGUAGGUAAACUUUUAAAAAUGCCUUUUGUUAAUGCAGCCCUGAGGGCACUGCUGAGUUUUCAGGGGACCUGUCCAUGGUAGGGUGGGGUAUUGGCCUGGUGAAGUUAAGUCCCACCACUGCAAAAUAGAAAGUAUUAAUACACGGGAUGUUCUAGUGACAGGUCUGUACUGCUGAGGGAGCUGAAAGGGGCUGUAAGGGACAUGGAGCCUGGUCUGAGCACAAUGUGAGGUGGCUUCGUUAAUUGCACUAGGGCAGAGGGGGGAGGUAUGAUCAUCUGUGUGGUUUAUAAUUUAGAGGAGAACCUUUAUCUGAUUAGAACAGGGCUAGGCUUUGAGAAUGGUCCUUCCUAUUCAAGAGAGCAUCCAGGCACUCAGAAAAAGUUAUCACAUUCUUAGCAAUGUUACAAUGUUUCCCUCUCAAUAUAGCAGAUCUGAGAAUCCUUCUACAACAGAACAUAGUCCAAAACGCAGUGAGUUGCUGACAAUAAUAAAGACUUGGGGCUUCAAAGUGGAUUUGUGGGUAAUGACUGAAAGUAAAUGCUAAGUCUGAAGGGGUGGGUCUGUGGAGAACGAUGCUAAUUUCCAAUGGAUGCAGACGGCUUUCUUCUUAGAGCUUCCCUGAGGAAGAACCACAAAGCACUGGGCCUAUCUGUACACAGGCUUAAAGAAUCUAUGCAGCUGAGGCCCACUUUAGGAAUCCUUCGUCUGUAUGUAAAUAUGUUGUAAAUACAUAGGCAGCUGUAUAUUUUUGCAGAUGUUGAUCCACACAGAAAUAGAGGUCACUAGUAUUCGGCAUAUAAGAAAUACAUGUUCUCAUAGAUGUUAGUGGGUUUGAUUGGGAAUCAGAAGUACUUUACCUUCUUUCUCAUAGUUCUGUCAAUGUAAAUCUGGAGCCUAAAACCUUAAUUGUUUGGAAAAAGAAGAAAUGUCUGGGAAAUAACUGCUCUGAUCUCUUACGCUGGUAUUACAAUCUGUUGUCUAGAUGCUACAGAUAAGGAUGAUUUAUGAAAAAAAAAUUAUUGUCAUAUAGAAACAGACAUGCCCAAAAGGAGAAAUUUUCUCUACAUUAUGUUCUUUCACCGUUAACGUUGAUGCUGUUGCAUAGAAUUUGUGAAAACAGAAGUUAGAGAGGGUUUGUUGUUUUUGUUUGUUUGUUUGUUUGUUUCCAAAAUGGAAUUGGUGUUUCCCAAACUUUGGGAUCCUUGAGAGGAGAGCUGAACAGUAAUUUGAGCACAGAGUUGAAGGAGAACAUCUGUUACUUUUAAGCUUUUGAAGGUCUUGCAUGUCUGCCUUUUAGCGUUGAUGCCAACAUAGACUGUCUUGUCUGUUUCCCCCCUCCCCCCACACUUGAACCGUAAUCAUCGGUACGCAGUGCAGUCUCUAGAGUCCAGCGUGUCUUAGAUCCCCACCUGACUCAGUACAUGUAGCACACCACUAUUUUACUAAUGUAAAAACCUUGUAAAUGAUUUCAGGUGGGCAUCCAAAGUGAACCACAGGUAACAAAACUUACUUGUUCACUGUCCAUCACAUAAAGUUGGGUAUUUUUUUUUCCUCCGGGGUGUGGUAUAAAUAAAAAAAAAAUGUAAGAAGUUAUGUUCUAUAAAUGCAGUGUUAACAUAGUUUUCAAACAUUAAAAUGUGAAUUAAAGUA
This is a messenger RNA of Grammomys surdaster, 7035 nucleotides long. It is a transcript of the gene Slc38a1, whose product is annotated as solute carrier family 38 member 1. Gene Ontology annotation, biological process: L-glutamine transport; amino acid transmembrane transport. Gene Ontology annotation, molecular function: L-glutamine transmembrane transporter activity. The transcript has 17 exons. Lineage: Eukaryota; Metazoa; Chordata; Mammalia; Rodentia; Muridae. The record is from RefSeq and is a predicted model, not a curated record. The coding region runs from base 380 to 1837 and encodes 485 amino acids.